Molecule: messenger RNA, 967 nt
Organism: Bactrocera oleae (olive fruit fly)
Lineage: Eukaryota; Metazoa; Arthropoda; Insecta; Diptera; Tephritidae
Product: chymotrypsin-2
Biological process (GO): proteolysis
Molecular function (GO): serine-type endopeptidase activity
Source: RefSeq, a predicted model, not a curated record
GAUCAGUGACGGUUUAAUACAAAUUUAUUAAAAUACGAAAUGUUAAUGGCAUAACAGUAUAAUCUAAAAUAACUACAGUUAAUAAAUUAUGGAAUUGUUUAAAGGAUUUAAAGUUACACAUUUUCUAGUUCUGUUUCUGUUUUUAGCUGUGACGUGCACCAGCACGGAUUCGUCGCGAAUUGUUGGUGGUCACGAUGUGUCUCCUGGCGAAUAUGUUCCCUAUCAGGUAUCGCUACAGUAUUUUACAAGAAAAAAGAAGUACCAACACUUCUGCGGUGGUUCAAUAAUAACACCUAAUCGCAUUCUAACAGCCGCUCAUUGUUGCAAAGAUUUCGAUGUGAAAUUAAUGACGGUGCUGGCUGGGGUGCGCGAUCUUAAUGACUCAGAAGGUGUACGUGUACAAGUUUCAUCCUAUGAUAUUCACGAUAACUACGAGGAGCUCGUUACCAGUGAUAUAGCUAUUAUGACACUUGUGGAAUCACUGAAGUUGGAUGGCAUUCGAAUGGCAGCUAUUGAGGUGCGUGGAACUGAUUAUGUGGGCGGAGGCAUACCUGUCACCUUGACUGGUUGGGGUCUACGGUUGCCCAUUCCCUUACCUUUUCUGCCACCGGAGUUGGACAAUAUAAAUUACCCAACCAUAUUGCAAACGGUGACCUACCACACCAUUACCAACGAGGAAUGCACAAAUAGUGGAAUGGACGAUCUCACAGCAACGGAAAUUUGCGCACGCGGCGCUAUACUUACGGGUGCUUGUUCAGGUGACUCUGGUGGACCACUAGUGAUGAGAACAAGUUCCGGUUUGCAUCAAGUCGGUGUUGUCUCUUACGGGCUGUUUGUUUGCGGAGUCUUCACUGUCAUUCCGGAUGUGUACACUAGGGUAUCCAUAUUUGAUGACUGGAUACAGGCGCGUAUGCUUUAACUAGGCUUUAGUCUUAGGCAUAAAUACAUAUGUACAUAUUAUAAAAAA